Messenger RNA from Ixodes scapularis (black-legged tick), 1110 nucleotides. Its product is annotated as beta-1,3-galactosyltransferase 5-like. The record is from RefSeq and is a predicted model, not a curated record. Lineage: Eukaryota; Metazoa; Arthropoda; Arachnida; Ixodida; Ixodidae. The transcript has a single exon. Gene Ontology annotation, cellular component: membrane. Gene Ontology annotation, molecular function: hexosyltransferase activity. Bases 1 to 1110 code for a protein of 369 amino acids.
AUGCCUGAUUCAUUUUUUAGGCCCGAAAGCAGUGGACCUCUACCGCUGCUGUUUUACUGUAAACGUCAUUCGACUAUGCUGGCUAUCUUGGGCUUGCUGACGCUCCCUUCGCUGGUACCAAGAUCCGUACACUACGCCGUCGAGCUGAUCGACUACGAGUGGUUCGCACCACAGCGGACGUUCCCCGCUCCACCCUGGAGCGGCCCUCAGGGAGCGUACAACCUGUCUGCGCUCGACCAACGCCGGGACCGGAGGACACUGAUAGACCAGAAUGACUUCCACUAUAUAGUCAACAGCGACCGCUGCAAGGCACCUCUGGAUGAUCUCUUCAUCGUCGUGUUCGUGCACUCGGCGCCGGCGCACUGGGACAGGCGGCGAACUAUCCGCGAGACCUGGGGCAACGCGAGUGUCCUGCGGGCCGUCACCGCAGAGAAGAUGGCGCUAGUGUUCAUGGUUGGCCGUCCGGACGACGCGCGCGAGCUCAAGACGCUUGCGCUCGAGGGUAGCAUUCACGGCGAUCUGGUCAUGGGGGACUUCGCUGACAGUUACCGCAACCUGACAUAUAAGCACGUGAUGGGGCUUAAGUGGGUGACAUACUUCUGCCGGAACGCGCGGUACGUGCUCAAGACGGACGACGACGUGUUUAUGGACUUGUUUCAGCUGACGUCGUACCUGCGGUCCGUGUUUGGCGCGCUGGCGCCCCCCAAGCUGAUGGCGUGCCUUUUGAUUCGGCGGGCCGUCGUCAAGCGUAGCUAUCGCAGCAAGUGGAGGGUGGGCUUCGGCGAGUACCGCGGCCGUCGCUACCCGCCGUACUGCUUGGGGUUCGGGGUUGUGAUGUCGCCCGACGUGGUCUUCGACCUUUAUCGCGCGUCGGUCGGGACGCCAUACUUCUGGAUUGACGACGUUUUUGUCACGGGGAUCCUCGCACGGCGGAUCGGGCUCACGCACGUAGACAUCGCGCACCACCUUGGGGGAAGCGGCAACGAAGCACUCGCCUGGCUGGGACAGGCGCCGCAAGAACCGCCUCCCUUCAUGGGACUCCGAGAUUUGGACACAGAGUUUAUAUACCGUUUGUGGAACAAGACCCGCUGCUACGCACUGCAUUUGUAG